CCAUGGAUUUGUAAUAGGUCCACGCUCAUACACACACACUCUCCCUCAUACACACCCUGGUACACCCUAACCAUUAUGCCCUCACACACAGGUACACCCACACCCACAAGCACACCCACACACACCUUAAUACACACCCACACAUUCACUCCUCUUCCCCUCCUGCCAGCGACGUAUUACAGCAAGCUCUAGGCCUCUCUGUUGGUCACUAUGGGGGAAGGCCCUCGAUCGGAUGACUCGUGACUAUAGGAAGGCGAUGUUCAAAGCUCAUGUCUUAUUUCUAAUCUCAACUUCAUGUGAGAGUGCACGUGGAUCUAACUCUGCUCGGAAAUAAACAGUGUCAGGAAAAUACUAUAUACCAACUUUGGAGACGAGAAAGGAAUAAUAGGAUGAAAUGUAGACCUUCUUAUCAAGAGUGAAUCAAACGGACACUUUGAGAGUUUGAAUACAAUUUAAUAUACAGGUGUUUCAGCAACUGACUCAAAAUGGCGUGUGGAAUACAUCGAUAUAACUACCUUGGUAUUUUACCAAUAGCUAUGCUAGUUCUCUCUAUUACGAUGUUGGUUAGUGCUUACAUCGUAGCCGUAACGCGUGGCGACGUCGCCUUCUUGUUCCCGUAUAUUAGUGAUGCUGCCAGCACGGCCCCACAAAGCUGUAUCUUCGGUCAACUGCUGAACAUGACAGCGUUAAUUGUGUUUGCUGGUGUUUUUGUAAGAUUUCGUCAGUUAGCCAGCCUCGUUCCUCCAUACUAUAUCAAGAUCAAGAGUAUGAAUAUUUGGGGACUCGUCUUUGGAUGGAUCUCAGGAUUCGGAAUGACACUAGUCGCAAACUUUCAGGAUUCAAACGUACUAAUCGUCCAUCUGAUUGGAGCAUUUCUCUUGUUCGUGAUGGGAACCGCCUAUUGCGUCACGCAUACCAUCAUCUCAUACAAACUCUACCCACAAUACAACACGAUGUUGCUCUGCCGGUUGCGACUGGUCAUCACCACGACAACGGCGGUAUCGAUGAUAAUCAGUAUCAUAACAGGUGUAAUAGCUGAGAUGCUUUGGUAUCAUACACACGGUGACCAUACGAGAGAUCGAUCACAGGUGCAUUGGGGACCAGAAGAUGGGGGCUACAUUCCUCAUCUAAUAAGUGCCUUUGCGGAAUGGGUAAUGAGCAUAGCCCUCAUGGUCUUUUAUCUCACCUACACCAAGGAGUUCUUCAACCUACAACUCCACAUCAUGGUCUCACAAUGCGACUUACCCGAUGCUCUAUGGAUCACCUGUCGCGAGGUCCUCUCUCCCCCGAUCCGUACCCCGUCCCAACGCCCUACAAGGAUCCGUGAUGGCGGAGAUGAUGAGAUCUUGGACGCCGAGAUGGCGGAGGAGGGCGUGAUCCCGCGUCCCUGUUGUCAUAGGAACAGCCAAGAGUCGACUCGGUCGACGAUUCCGCUUCAUUCUGAGCACUCGCCUCUCUGUACCAAAAGUUCGGAGAAAGGGCACUUCUUGGUUUGAUGUUUGAUGACUAAGAGGAGUUGGGGGAUAUAGACUACGCUAUGAUCAUGAUGAUUACAAGGCGGUCGACAUGUUGACGCUGUGGUAGAGAGCACGAUCUUUGAACGAGAGGUCAUGGGUUCGAUCUGCGACCGAGUCAUACCAAAGACUUCUUUAAAAAAUAAAUAAGAAUCGAACCAUUUGCCUUUAUGGAACAGUCAGCAUAAACGAUGGAAAAUUAUAACACUUUAUCAUGUUAUACAUGUACCAUAACUAAUUAGCAGACCAAUACAGCGACGUAAAGCAG
Lytechinus variegatus (green sea urchin) is the source of this 1782-nucleotide messenger RNA. RefSeq names its product DNA damage-regulated autophagy modulator protein 1-like. The record is from RefSeq and is a predicted model, not a curated record. Bases 486 to 1496 code for a protein of 336 amino acids. Lineage: Eukaryota; Metazoa; Echinodermata; Echinoidea; Temnopleuroida; Toxopneustidae. The transcript has 7 exons.